Messenger RNA from Ilex paraguariensis (yerba mate), 408 nucleotides. The record is from the annotation of a GenBank genome assembly. Lineage: Eukaryota; Viridiplantae; Streptophyta; Magnoliopsida; Aquifoliales; Aquifoliaceae.
AUGGGCACCAGAACUAGCUUUGUCACUGAAUAUUCCCGGAGUUUGUUCUACCCUUCAGGCGAGGCAACGAUGUCUUAUCUCUCCCAUCUUCUCCAUCACCCAACUUCCGAAUACCCUUUUCAAGAGAUAUAUAUUCGAGAUUAUGAGAAGGAGAAUAUCACCCAUAUGAUUGAAGCAGUUGCAAAUGACAUCAAAGACACUGAUCGAGCUCGUGAAAGUGUCCAAAGGUCAUCUAACAUCAUAUUGAUCAAGACAUUUAGAGAGAUAGAGGGAAAAUAUAUUGAGUAUCUCUCAGUAUUGAGUGAGAAGAAGAUUGUCCCUGUGGGUCCACUUGUUCAAGAACCCCUUGUUGAAGAUGAAAGCACAGAAAUCAUGGAAUGGCUCAACAAAAAGGAUAGGUUUUCAACA